UACGGAUGCGAAGUUCGUUGAAGUCCAGAUCCAAUGUAUGCGGGUAUGUUACGUAACACCUAUUACUUCGAAAGUAGUUUCUGAUGUGGAGGUUGAGCAUACGGUGUCUGACAAAGUAUGGGUAUGGUCCAAGUUCUUGAGAAAGGAAAUAUCUUUGGCAGGCCGGAAGCGUAUAUACGUCGUGAUGUUCAACAAGGAGACCUCUUUUGCAAAGUGUGACUGCAAACAUUUCGAGUGCCACGGCAUUAUGUGUAGGCACAUCAUUAAGGUGUUGGACGUGGAGGAUGUGGAAAAUGUGCCUGCUGGAUAUAUAGUUGACCGAUGGAGGAAAGAUAUACAACGCAAGCACACUCUUGUGAAGGUUGCUUAUCAUGAUCCCGAGAAAACAGAAGAAGUUAAGCGCUAUGACCGGAUUAUGAAUGCGGUGGAACCUGCUGCCCUCCGUGGAUCACUUUCCGAGCAGAAGUUGGAUUUGGUCAUAGAAGGUAUUAUGAAUAUUGUGUUACGUCUUGAUGAGAGUGAUGCUCUUUCAGCAGUUGGUGAUAACGAAGCUGGUGCACUGACUUCCGGGGGGAACAGGAUGGCGAUUGUUGGUCCUACGACACCAGGCUCCGUUAACAAACCUCCAAACAGCGUUGGGGAUGAUACUACCACACUUACCCCCCCUAUUAUGGUUAAAGAUCCUGUUCCGCGCGGUGGUUUAAAGGCUCACAGGACUCGUGAAAAAAGAUUUUUACAACCAGGUGAGAAUAAAAACCCCACAAGGAAGCAAGUUAGGAAAAACAAGAGUGUUGUACCACAAGACUUUCCAGAAACCAGCAAUUGUCAGAACACUUGCCUUCCUCAACACAACUACGUGCAGCCGCCAAACACCUUCCAUCCUGGUUGGGGAUCCCACGAUCAAUAUGGGUAUAGUGCUGAUUACCCGCCUCAAAUGGCUGGGCAAGUAAGGGGGACUAUGGUAUACCCUCAGCAGAACUACAACAAUGGGGUAUCUGUUCAACAGUUUCAGUCAUCUGGAAGAGUAAGUGGAGUUGUUGCCACAAAUUUGUUUCCCUCAGGACAGACAGAAAUUCGCAUGUCUGUGGGUGGGAUUCGUAUGACCCCGGAGGGUGGUGACGUACUUUUGUCCCAAGACCGUUGUGGUAUAUCAAUGUCACAAAACAUAUCUGGUGGUCCAAUUGCCCAAAACCUAUCCGGUUUACACAUGUCCCAGAACAUUAAUGGUGUGCAAAUGUCGCAAAACUUGAGUGGAGUGCAAAUAUCUCAGAUGUCGCAAAUGUCCCAGAAUGCUGGUUCCAUUCGUUACUUCACCAGUAACAGCAGCAACAGAGGUGGAAAUUAUCAAGAGGCCGGGACUCAUUGUAUGCCUGCAAAUCAUAACCAGCACCGGCAUAGUUUCCAGGUUGUGAACGAAACCUCCCAUGGGGAUCACCGUAGUUAUCAACCAACUACUAAACACUUGUUGCAGUCCAAUCCGGGUUUUUUAGUCAAUGAGGGUGGGUGUGGAACGCAUUCUAUACAUGGCGCCAGUGGUAAUCCAGUAUUCACUCAAGACCUGCUCGGUUGUCAUGACCUUACGAAGAAUUAGAAUUGAUUUCCAUGGUGAAAUCCACCCAAUAAAUCUACCUUUGUGGUACGUUAUUUGAAGUUGAUUGACUUCCAUCCAAUAAGUCUGAAUUAUGGCGUGUUACCAUAUGUGCAUUCCUCUGUAACCAUAUGAUUCAAUUUGUAACCCAAUUUGGGGUUUACAGGAUGUCGUAACUUAAAUAAGGUUACUUUAGAUACUUUCGUAAACUGAAUUUUCAUAAUUGACACAGAACU
This is a messenger RNA of Spinacia oleracea (spinach), 1824 nucleotides long. RefSeq lists its product as uncharacterized. The record is from RefSeq and is a predicted model, not a curated record. Gene Ontology annotation, molecular function: zinc ion binding. Lineage: Eukaryota; Viridiplantae; Streptophyta; Magnoliopsida; Caryophyllales; Amaranthaceae. Gene Ontology annotation, biological process: regulation of DNA-templated transcription. The coding region runs from base 38 to 1591 and encodes 517 amino acids. The transcript is spliced from 3 exons.